AAAGUGUAAACAUAUCCACCGAUAACUUGGCCGUUGUUAAACGGAAUCACCGAUCGAAGUUUCUUCUCUACAAAAUCCUAUACAAACGUUGGAGCCUGUUUCCGGUCUCUUCGCUUUUGCUUCCCUUUUUCUGUAUUUGUUCUUUGAUAUUUAUAUACCAGACACAAAUUUUGUAGACAUCGAGAUAUUUUGGUGGCGAAUUUGAAUCGUUAUCAUUGUCCUUUUCUCCAUAGAUAUCUAUUCUCUUUUACCCACAACCCAAUUUGGAUUUCCCUUCCACUCUAAUUUGUAAUCCAAAGGAAACUGAUUCUACCCAUCUGACUUCUGUUCGUUAUCUCUUCUUCGUUUGUGGGUUCUUCGUUUUUUCAGGUUCGAAUUUUCCAUCCAACGUUGUCGGAUUCUGGAAAAAAAACAAUCUAAUCUUCAUAUUUAUAGCUUUUCUGGUCUCUAAGAUGGCGUUGGCUUCAAAAUUCUGUGUUUUUCCACUUUACAUUUGGUGACAUCGUUUAAUUAUUUAUUCAACUUCUUCAAGUUCUUUGGCAACCAAUGUGGAAAAGUUUCCUCUUACGCGAGGACUCAUAUUAGCAGUCAAUUGCUUCUUUAUGGUUGGUUUCUUUGAUGUUAUGUUGAAUAGUGGCUAGAUUUUUAUAUGUGAAGCACACAUUGCCUGACAUUAAUGAAAGUAGAAACUGAGUUCAUUCUAUUUCGGUAUGAUUUUUCCAAGAUCCCUGGAGAUACUUAUUCAAUUAUGAGUUAUUAUACUGUUUUUGUAGUUCCUGCUUACCUCCUUUGGAAUCUUAGCUAAUGGAUAAUUAUCUUAUGACGCAGAAGUUUCUUGUUAGGAUGGAUAGUUUACCAGAAGUAUUGAUUUGGGAAAUAUUGAACAGAGUUAAGAAAACAGUUGACAGAAAUUCUUUGGCAUUGUCAUGUAAGCGGUUUCAUCGUUUGGAUAAAGAAAACAGACAGUUCCUUCGAGUUGGUUGUGGAUUAGACCCUGCAGAUGAAGCUUUGACAUCUCUGUGUCUUAGGUUUCCCAAUUUAGUACGAAUCGAGAUCACGUAUUCAGGUUGGAUGUCAAAACUAGGGAAGCAAUUGGAUGAUCAUGGACUUUUCAUCCUCUCGAACCAUUGUCCAUCUCUAACCGAUCUCACCUUAAGCUAUUGCACAUUCAUCACUGACGUCGGACUUCGGAAUUUGACUUCCUGCUACAAGCUUUCAGCUCUGAAGCUGAAUUUCACCCCUAGGAUCACCGGCUGUGGCAUAUUUUCAAUCGCUGUUGGAUGCAAAAACCUCACCGUUCUCCAUCUUAUUCGAUGUUUGAAUGUCAGCAGUGUCGAGUGGCUUGAAUACUUUGGCAAGCUUGAAACACUUGAAGAUCUCUCGAUUAGGAACUGUAGAGCAAUAGGUGAAGGUGAUCUGAUAAAGCUAGGCCAUAGCUGGCGAAAGUUGAAGCGACUGCAAUUCGAAGUAGAUGCUAACUACCGAUACAUGAAAGUUUAUGAUCGUUUAGCUGUUGAUCGAUGGCAAAAGCAAUGGAUCUCAUGUGAUGACAUGUUGGAACUUAGCUUGGUGAACUGCAUAAUCAGUCCAGGGAGAGGACUUGCGUGUGUGUUGGGAAAAUGCAAAAACUUGCAAAAAGUUCACUUAGAUAUGUGUGUUGGAGUCAGAGAUUGUGAUAUAAUAAGUUUGGCUCGAGAAUCACGAAAUCUCCGCUCCAUUUCCCUCCGAGUUCCAUCAGAUUUUUCGCUUCCAUUGUUAGCCAACAACACACUGAGAUUAACAGAUGAGAGCUUAAAAGCCUUAGCAGAGAACUGCUCCCAUCUCGAGUCAGUCAGAAUCUCAUUUGCAGAUGGUGAAUUCCCCUCGCUAUCUUCCUUUUCCCUCAAUGGGAUCCUUGUUUUAGUUCGCAUGUGCCCCGUUCGAGAGCUCUCCCUCGAUCAUGUCUACUCCUUCAACGACAUGGGGUUGGAAGCCCUCUGCUCAGCCUCCUAUCUCGAAUCUCUAGAGCUCGUAAGAUGCCAAGAGAUAAGCGACGAUGGCCUACAGCUAGUGAGCCAGUUCCCUCAAUUGCAAAACCUACGGCUGAGCAAAUGCUUGGGGAUCACUGAUGAUGGUCUGAAGCUGCUGGUCGACACAUACAAACUCGAAUCAUUGGUUGUGGAGGACUGCCCUCAAAUCUCCGAGAGGGGUGUCCAUGGCGCUGCGAGAGCCAUAUCGUUCAGGCAAGACCUGUCAUGGAUGUAUUGAAACUUAACUGAGUUUUCAUCUCACAUCAAUAGUGAUCAGUAAUCUUCGAUAACGAUUGUAAUGUAUUAACUUAGUCCAAAAUGUGAAGAAAAAAAUAAUAAUGGACUCAUUCAUUUGUCAAAUAA
Molecule: messenger RNA, 2372 nt
Organism: Cucumis melo (muskmelon)
Lineage: Eukaryota; Viridiplantae; Streptophyta; Magnoliopsida; Cucurbitales; Cucurbitaceae
Product: F-box/LRR-repeat protein 14
Exons: 2
Coding region: 805-2247 (480 amino acids)
Biological process (GO): SCF-dependent proteasomal ubiquitin-dependent protein catabolic process
Cellular component (GO): SCF ubiquitin ligase complex
Molecular function (GO): protein binding
Source: RefSeq, a predicted model, not a curated record